This is a messenger RNA of Dendrobium catenatum, 697 nucleotides long. RefSeq names its product PLASMODESMATA CALLOSE-BINDING PROTEIN 3. The record is from RefSeq and is a predicted model, not a curated record. Bases 101 to 664 code for a protein of 187 amino acids. NCBI's taxonomy places the organism in Eukaryota, Viridiplantae, Streptophyta, Magnoliopsida, Asparagales, Orchidaceae. The transcript has 3 exons.
UGGAAAAAGCUCAUAUUCUCUUCACAUGUCAGGCCCUCUCAUUGGAGAGUAGUGCUUCUAUCCCCGCCUUUCUCUGUCUCUCUCAUCACAGCUACUAAGGAUGGUUCUGCACUCCACUUCGUUAUCUGCGGCGAUCAUAUUCUUGUCGGCGGCGUUGAUGGCGAUAGCUGGUGAGGCGGCGCAGUGGUGCAUAGCUCGGAGUGAUUCGAGCUCGGCAGCGCUUCAAAUGGCUUUGGAUUAUGCGUGCGGCGCCGGCGCGGCGGAUUGUCUUCCCAUACAGCCAAAUGGGCUCUGCUACCUCCCCAACUCCCUCCAGGCGCACGCUUCCUACGCCUUCAACAGCUUCUACCAACGAUCCGGCGCCGCCCCAGGAUCCUGCGAUUUCGCCGGCACCGCCACCGUCAGCGUCACCGACCCAAGCUAUGGAUCCUGUACAUACCCUUCAUCCGCAAGCACUGCUGGAGGCUCUACAACUCCCAACAGCAAUACUCCGACAACAAGCUCGCCUACAGGUCCAGGCUUCGGCGAUAUCGGUGGCGGCAACGGCGGCGGGCUUACCCCAGGUCUGGUUACUCCAUUUUCUGACACUGAUAACUCCAGUGCUGAGUCCAUUUUAAUUUAUCAGCUUGUAUCUACUUGCUGCUUUCUGCUUCUACUUCUUUGAUCUGCAAUGUAGUCUGUAUCAUAUGAAGCCAUC